CCACGGUGUUUGAAGUCGAUGAAAUAGAUAAAUUGUGCACAUUGCAUGUUAUUUUUUUUAUUUCAAACUAUACUUUUAAUCAUGUUUGGUUAACAGAUUGCAGACAAACUAAACUUAAGAAUUAAAGUUGAAUAUUGACAGUGUAGAAUUACAGGAACAUAAUUUCAACCCAUGCACCUUUAAUUUGGAGCUCACUAAGAGUGAUAUUCAUACCCGUUAGAAUGGAGCCAUCAUGUUCACGUUCAGACUGUGACAUAUAUGAAGAAACAAACAAUGUUCCCUUUGAUAGCAAUGCAGAGAAUAAGACUGAUGACGCCAGCGUAGUGGAUAAAGAAGAGGACAUUCAAGAUAAUAUUAGACAACCAAUUGAUGACUUAGAGAGAGAUGACUUUGAUGAAGAGAACAGGAUACUAAACCACUGUUCUGGCAUGAUUGUGGACGGCAAGCUAGCAGCCACUGCCCAUUACUCCGGCACAUUGUCCAGUGCAAACUCCAGCUUAGCUUCUAGUUCGGAAACAAUAUCUACCCUUAACAUCAUCAACGACUUCAGCAUGCCAGGCUGCAGUAAACAGGAGGACUGCGAUGAUAGCAAUACGACUAUCAAGAACAUGAUCCGUAAUAGAAAGUAUUUGAAAGAAGCCUCUAGGAAAGAGCGAGUUUAUAAACCAGACUUUAUGCAAAAACUACUGAGCAGUGGAACACAAGAGAAAAAAGACUUUCCUAAAGGAAAACUUUAUAAGGGCGACAAAAUGGGCGAAAGCUCCUGUGACAAUUUCAUGUCUGAGAACUGCGACUUGGAUGUCGCGAACGUCCCUUCAGGGAGGACAAGUUCCAAUGCGUCCAGCAUUGUCAGUACUAGUUCGGAUAGUACUAAAGAUUUCAGCGUUCCCUCCACAUCGAAUGCCGAGAAGCUACUAGGUCUAGACGAUAGGAGCAAGAGAAAUGAGCCGACUAGUUCCAAGUCAAUGAGUUUCAUGCAGCAGUAUUGCGACGGCGACGACGAUUCUGACGACGAAGUGAACGAGGAAUCAUGUUGCACUUGCCUUUCUUCUCACGAGGAUGAUGAUGAAGAUGAUGAGUCCGAGCCUGAUGAAAGACUUUGGAGAAAAAGACGCUGUGACCCACCGCCACCUCAGGUCAUGAAGAAAUUCUGCGCCGAUUCCUCUAUGGGGUCAGAUGGAAAUUGGUCUUCCAGCCUGGCAGGAAUGGCCCACUCCUCCGGUGCCAACGUUCAGGGUCCACCUGAUUUUCAACAGUGGCUUAACAGAUUUCAAUCAUGGUCCAACGGUGAGAAGAUUCAGGCUAUUGACGGACUGAUUCGUCGUUGCGAUGCUAACCACGUGCGCCAUAUGAUGAAGGCCAUAGAACCUUUGUUCCAACGGGACUUCAUAUCUCUAUUGCCAAAGGAACUAGCCCUGACUGUUCUGGGCUAUUUGCAGCCCAAGGAUUUGCUGCGAGCCGCACAAACUUGCCGAUAUUGGAGGUUCCUAGCGGAUGACAAUCUCUUGUGGAAGGAGCAAUGCCGCCGCAUUGGAAUUACAACGUUGAAGAAGAUGCCGCGUUCCUUACCACGCUGCGAGAGCCCCUGGAAGGCGGCGUACAUGCGCCAGUAUCUCAUCGAGAACAACUGGCUCCACAAGCCGGUCAACGCGCCCAUCGUGAUGAGAGGCCAUGAUGAUCACGUCAUCACUUGCCUGCAGUUCUACGGCAACCGUAUCCUGAGCGGUAGUGACGAUACCACCUUGAAAGUGUGGUCGGCUGUCACUGGAAAGUGUCUUCGUACUCUCGUCGGCCAUUCCGGUGGUGUGUGGUCCUCGCAAAUGGUCGGGGACUUGGUGAUCAGCGGUUCCACCGACCGCACACUCCGCGUGUGGAACGCUAAGACUGGCCAGUGCCUCAAAGUCCUCACUGGUCACACGUCCACGGUCAGGUGUAUGCAUCUCCACCAAAAUAGAGUGGUGUCGGGAUCACGCGACGCCACGCUGCGGGUGUGGUCAAUCCCCGACGGGCGCUGUCUGAGGGUGUUGGUGGGCCACCUUGCAGCAGUGCGCUGCGUUCAGUACGACGGCAAAGUGGUCGUCUCCGGCGCCUACGACUACUUCGUCAAAGUAUGGAAUCCGGAGACCGGCGAAUGCCUGCACACCCUUGCUGGUCACACUAACAGGGUCUACAGCCUCCAGUUCGAUGGGGUGCACGUAGUGAGUGGCUCGUUGGACACCUCGAUCCGCGUGUGGGACGUGGAAUCCGGCCAGCUGAAGCACACGCUCACAGGUCACCAGUCCCUCACCUCGGGGAUGGAACUGCAUUCCAACAUACUGGUGUCCGGCAACGCCGACUCGACUGUCAAGGUGUGGGACAUCACUACUGGCCACUGCCUGCAUACUCUGUCCGGGCCGAAUAAGCACCAGUCGGCAGUGACCUGCCUGCAGUCCAGCAAUCGUUUUGUGAUCACGUCGUCUGACGACGGCACGGUCAAACUGUGGGACGUCCGCACCGGCGAGUUCAUCCGGAACUUGGUCGAACUCGCCUCGGGCGGAUCCGGCGGCGUCGUGUGGCGGAUCCGCGCCUCUGCCACCAAGCUCAUCUGCGCAGUUGGCUCCAGGAACGGCACUGAGGAGACCAAGCUGCUUGUCCUCGACUUCGACGUUCCUGGAGCAUGUCGUAAGUGCGACGAAUAGCAUCGACUCAACCGACGCUUGCUGCGUCGCUAUGCGAAUUUGUACGCGCCGUGGCAAUGCUAAGCAUAUUUCGGAUUGUCGUGCGCGCUGAAUUCGUUUGUUUCGCACUAAAUUGGCAAAUUUUACAUGGAAUAUAACAUGUCAAUUUACGCAGAUCAAACGUGGGCGUGACUUUUGAUUAAAAGCAUUGUAAUUGAUGUCAAUAAAUCUGUGUUUUAUGUAAUAACGACUAAGGUCGAAAUUCACGCCAUUUUCAGCGUCGCAAGUCUAGUUUUACAAUUGCGAUUUAUUUUGAUAUUACUGCCUUGGUCGAAUAUAUUAGUCACCCUAAUCAAUCUUUUCCACAAACAAAGAUGCCAAAACCAUUGUUUGGAUUGCUAUGCGAGAUACGAUGAAAGAAGAAUCAAAAGACAAUAAAAUAAACUCUAAAAAUGCGACCUUCCGACAUGUAAGUAAAAUAUUAAAGUACUUCUUUAAGUCUACUUUGUGCGUCUGUCAUUAGAACAAAGUAUUUGUGAUGGGUGGCUUGGGGUGUUUAAACCUUGCCCUUUCCAUAUUUUUUUUGCUCAACGUUACGUUAUCUCAGUUAAACUAUAUUCGGGAAGACUCACAAUAAUAACUGUAAUUUUCUGUAGCGUCAAAUAUUGGCGUUUCGCUAUGGUGGCUUCAUAAGUACAUGUGUACUCGAUGGGUGGCUUAUACUUAUUGCCAAGACCGUAAACAUCAAUCAAUAAUAUUUUGUCAUUGUAGAACUAGAGGCAGUGUGUAACAGUUUUCAGAUUCUAAGGAAAAAUUACGGUGAAUAUUAAUUUGAAUAAAUAUGAUUAUGCGAUUACUUGUGAGUAAAUCGAUACCUCCCACGUAAGUUGAUGUAAGUGAAAAUACUGUUUUUUGCUUUUUAACCUAAAUAUUGCAUCCUUUUUUUAUACCUAUUAUAGGUUUCAUAUUUAAAAAUAAGAAAAUCACUCUGUUUUAUGUUUACUUUCAAACAUGGAACCUAUAAUAUACAUAAAAAUGGACAUAUUUAAUUCUUCGGUGUUAGCGAUUGUUACACAUAGGAAAUGAAACUAUUUUUCCGGAUUUCAAUCCGCGUUUUAAAUCCGGAGAAGUAGUUUUAUAUCCUAAGAAUAUAUUUAAGUUAAAAAGCAAAAGAUUGUAUUUUGACUUACAAACAAUUUACGUGGAAGAUACCGAAAUAGAGUAGAAGUGUUGAAUUUUAAUAUGAUAUAAUCAGUUGGUACAUCGUAAUUUUUUACUAGAAUGUAUUAAGUGAGCAUGUAGGCAAAACGGCUGUACCGACAGUGGCACGCGCUUGAACGGCGGCACGACGAUGGUAUCCCACCGUACGACUGAAGUGCGACUCAAGUGAGCCAUGGACCGAUUGACUGUUUUUCAGUGUAACUCCUGUAUCCGCAGUAUACUCAACAUAAUUAUUAAAUACAUUCAAUACCAUUACAAAAAUACCAUAAUGUAGUAGUCUAAUUGUAAUAAUAAUAAAUUUUUCGAUAGGUAAAAAUGGUGACUAAACCAUCUUAUUGCCAAAUUUCAUUAUGCUUCAUUAUCCCAAAGAAAUUUAAUGGAAAAUUGGAUUUAAGAUCUUAAUUAAGUUUAAAUGUUGUUUUAAGGUAACUUUAAAUUUUGGUUUUUAUUAUUAUUUAUUUUUCACCUUAUACAUUCUUAUGGUUUUGAAUGUGGUCCAGUCAAUGAUUUAAAUAAUCUUUUUGUAAUUGAGAUCAGACAAACCGGUCUACCGUUGACGUUCAAAUUUGAUUAUUUCUGGUGUACAACACCAGUUAACUGCCAUGAAAUAAUCAGCGUCAGACGUAAACACCGCCGAUGUGUAGGUUUAUUCCCAGAUUUACUGAUAAUUAUGAUAAUAUUAAGGUAAAAUCAAACUUAUCAACCAGAAAGUCAACCGAUAAGAGUAACAACAAAAAACAAUUUUUACCCAUUGACUGAACUGCGAUAACGUUCGUAAUUUAAUUAUAAUUAAAUUAAUUAUUUCUAAAUUCUACUAAACUAUAGACGCCCAUUUCGUUAGGUGUAUUACGUUGUACUAUUAUUUAGACAUUUGAAUGACUUUAGUGUAUGGUAGGGUCGCACAAUUUGGGUGGAACCUUUUUUAUGUCAAUGACCGCAGUUAGCUAGCGGCUAGCACACUAACUGUCACCCAUGGCGUUGUUGGACAUAUUGUUUAUGAACAACAAUAGUAAUUUUGUACAGCUUUCUACUCAAAUUGUGUAACGUUCCACAAUUUUGUUGUCAAUUUUUGUAAUUGUGUAUUGUUGUAAUCCGUUAUGUUAUUUUAAAUCUAGUUUUAUUAAGUGUUGUUCCCAUUUCGACUACCAUCCUCACUGACAGCGUAUAAAAUAUAUAUUGUUUCUCCACAUGUACACACAAUAGAUGGGAUAAAAUUAUUUGUUCCUCAUUUAAGCAACUUAAUUUUAUAAUAAGUGAUGGUUAUUUACUACAAUAUAUACCUACAAUAAAUAAUUGGCAGACUAAAUAAACGAAGUGUAUAUUGAAAAUGACACCCUAUAUGUUUUCGGACCUAAAUUGCGUAUAUUUUUAUAAUUUCAGUACAGAGUACCAAAAAAACCGACCUCAAAAGUACUUGGAAUUACAUUUAUUUGUUAAGUUUUAUUGGAAUCGGUUAACAAACCAACAUUUCGUUUGUUUGAAAAUACAAACAUACGGAAUUUAGAUCCGAAAAAAAUAGCUUCAUUUUCAAUGCGUAGCAUCCAGAGAUGGGCUAGUUUUUAAAUCGGGUUAAAAUCCAUUAACACCCAAAAUCGAGGGCAAAACU
Messenger RNA from Hyposmocoma kahamanoa, 5484 nucleotides. It is a transcript of the gene ago, whose product is annotated as F-box/WD repeat-containing protein 7. The record is from RefSeq and is a predicted model, not a curated record. The transcript is spliced from 12 exons. Gene Ontology annotation, biological process: proteasome-mediated ubiquitin-dependent protein catabolic process; ubiquitin recycling. Gene Ontology annotation, cellular component: nucleus; cytoplasm. Gene Ontology annotation, molecular function: ubiquitin binding. The coding region runs from base 222 to 2678 and encodes 818 amino acids. NCBI's taxonomy places the organism in Eukaryota, Metazoa, Arthropoda, Insecta, Lepidoptera, Cosmopterigidae.